Messenger RNA from Opisthorchis viverrini, 1962 nucleotides. RefSeq lists its product as hypothetical. The record is from RefSeq and is a predicted model, not a curated record. NCBI's taxonomy places the organism in Eukaryota, Metazoa, Platyhelminthes, Trematoda, Opisthorchiida, Opisthorchiidae. The coding region runs from base 1 to 1962 and encodes 653 amino acids. The transcript has 8 exons. Gene Ontology annotation, molecular function: protein binding.
AUGUCACUGGCGUCCGUGUGGCCGAUCGUAACUACUGCGUUGGCCGAGAACCGGCACGAGCUUGUGCUGGCCGGGCCGGAAAUAGCGAAACUAAUAACGGACACAGGCUUUGAUGAUCGAAUAUAUGCUCUUGAGCGACUGAACUUUCUUGAAAUAUCACAAACUGGACUGGACUCCCUCUCAGAGAAGCUUGGCAAUUUGAAGCAGUUGGCCCAAUUGGGCCUCACAUCUAACCGUCUAACGCGACUUCCAGAUGCCGUAGGACGCCUGAAGUGUCUUCGCUUCCUGGACGUGUCCUUCAAUCAACUUUCAGAACUCCCGGAAAAGAUAUUUACUCAGCUGGAUUCACUAACCAGUCUAAACCUCUCAGGCAAUGAACUUAAAAAAAUACCCGAGGUCGGGAAGUUGUUAUCUUUGCAAGAGCUUCGGUCUUCGAAGAACAAAUUACAGUCUCUACCUGACGGUAUCCACCUCCUCCAGUCAUUGAUCCUGCUGGAUGUUUCACACAAUAAGCUGACAUCAGUGCCUGAAGAAAUGAACGGAUUGAAGAAUCUUAAAUCGGCAGAUUUUUCAGACAAUAGUCUGGCUUCUGUUCCGGCCACUCUGCAUCAAUGCCGAAAGCUCCACGACUUGCGUUUGCAGAAUAAUCCGCUGAAAGACAAUCGUUUGCGAAAACUUGCUUGUGACACACACUCGCCAAAAGCCUUGUUCGAUUAUCUGCGGCGUCUUGAUGAAGCGGGUGGUAAGGGGAAGAAGGGACGUGGCAAAGCGCCUCCAACCAAAGACAUUGAGCCUACAGAAGCAGAUACCGCGGAUGCAGAACCUACUGAGAGUGUACCAGUUCCUCCCUAUAUUUCUGUCCAACGACCCGAUGAGUCCGAGAACUACCAGAUAUCACAAUCCAGCUCAGUGAAAAACGGUCCUCGCCCGUACCUAAUCGCUUGUACAGUCCAUGGAGUUGUGUUCAAAUCUGAGGCCCAUUUGAAGUCGUUCACCCGAGCUCAAGAGGAAUGGCAUCGGGGUGUGGGUCAAAUGCGUCGUCGUGCCACUCUGGCCACGCACGAUCUCAAGGCCGUGCAGUUCCCUCUUACCUAUUCGAUGCAAAAGGCCGAAGAGAUUGAGAUACACGUUCUGAACGAUAACGCCCCGAGUACUGGUGACAAGUUUCUAUCGAAAUUGUAUCAAGAAGCCGAGGCAGACAGAAAAACCCGAAAACAGGCCAAAUUCAGUCAACUCUACCGAUAUUUGAACCUGCUUAGCCUGGAACCAAACGAUGUCAAAGAUGGAUUCAGGGACAACCUAAUCCCUAUUGUUAAAGACGCCUCGCAAACGGUGAUCUCGAUGCCACCUCUCACCAACUGCCAGCAAACCCGUCUCGGCGUAUCAACUACAGAUCUGUUGGUGGAGGUGUCGGGAGCAAGUCUGGCGUUUUGCAAAGAACUCGCUGAGGCUGUCAUUGCAUGGCUGCUGGAGAACGCUUGUUCCCCAAAUCAGAGGGAGUCAUCUACGCUGUCCACAAUACCUGCAAACUGUUUGGUGGUUCGACCCAUCCGGGUUAUCGACUCUGAGUCUACAUCACAGCUGAGUAGCAUCUACCCAUCCCGGUUAGAUCUGACGGCGCCCAAUUUUAACACUGAUGCGUUCCAUCACCAGCUUGCAUGGCAAGCUAGUCAAACUAAUAGGCCUGUAGCCACCAGGCGAUAUCCGGCCAUCCGUUUUGUUGAUUGGUAUGAUAAUUGCUUCCUUCUUAGAGGAGUGAAGUCCGCCUUCGUCAAGCUACUGACGAAACACCAGGCAGAAAUGAUUUGCCACUGUAGUUUUGAUGAGGGCAAUCCACCGCUGGCGAUUUUUGAAGACGGGGUGUCAACGUGGAUACGGUUGGUUGGGGCUUAUGAUGCUUUUGGAGGGAUAGCUGCGAUGCAUUUUCCCCUUCGUUUGUAUCAGCAAAAGGGCUCCUGGUGA